This is a messenger RNA of Solea solea (common sole), 4992 nucleotides long. It is a transcript of the gene tnfsf12, whose product is annotated as TNF superfamily member 12. The transcript has 6 exons. The coding region runs from base 718 to 1458 and encodes 246 amino acids. Gene Ontology annotation, biological process: immune response. Gene Ontology annotation, cellular component: membrane. The record is from RefSeq and is a predicted model, not a curated record. NCBI's taxonomy places the organism in Eukaryota, Metazoa, Chordata, Actinopteri, Pleuronectiformes, Soleidae. Gene Ontology annotation, molecular function: receptor ligand activity; tumor necrosis factor receptor binding.
UAUCGAUACACUACCGCCACCACGUGGUUACAAACGCAACUGCCCACGCGUGAAUGGCACAUACUUGGAAGGCAUGCAAGUUGGUGGAAGUAAAUAGAGGAGCAGAGGGAGCCUGUGCGUCUUUCUUUCCCCUUCACGUCGUUGCUUGUGUAGUUUUUUUUUUUUUUUUGUCUUUACACCAGCUGCUCUCACAACAUCAGAGUUCAUUUCCAAGACUGUGCGCGUGUCUCUGUCUGUGCGUGUGCACAUCCACACAAUUCCUGUGUGCUCAGCAGCAGCAGCAGUCAGUCUAAUAGAGUGACCCCCCAGCACGCUGGUUAAAGGGAAGACAAGAGAGCUGAGUCAACGAAUCACAAGCAGAAGGAUGCAACAGUUGAUGUGCGCAAGUUGCGCUGCAGUUUUGCCCUUUGGAGACGGAACAGUGCGAGCGAGGAGGAGGAUGGUGGCGACUUUGAUCUGUGCGCAGGACGGAUCGGAUGUUUUGUCGUGUUAAAACCAACUUCAUCAGUGACAUUAACGGGAAAUCAACUCAAGAUCCCCCAUUCCCAGUCGGAGAUUCACUGCCACACUCGCGCGUCUUCCUCGCCAAAACAAUGGACACCGGGAGAGAAAUGCAUUCGCAGGGACUUGGCGCUCCGCUGCUGGAAUGGAGUUAAGGUGCGGGUUAUUGUGUGUGGUCUGCAGCGGCGAGUAGCAGCGCAGUCUGUCUGCACCAACAUGCAUCGGAUUCUGCAGAGGAGGAGAGUGCGCAAGCUGCGCGUCGUGUGGGCUUCGCUGGCGCUGCUGGCGCUGUCUCUGGCCGCGUGCAGCGCGCUGUUCACGGCGUGGACUUGGCGACAGACGCGGGACUUGUCCCAGUCCUUUAAGAUCCUGCAGGACCGAUUGGAUCAGGUGAACACACAGAGGAAGGCCAUUGUUCAACUCAUUCUGGAGAAGAGAGAGCUGCUGGUGGGGCACAGAGUGAAGAGAGAUGGGGGGACAUUUCGAGGGAGGAAUGGGAAUGGAAAGAAAGCAGCGUCUCAUUUUGAGAUAACCAAAGUCUCCUCUCAGCAAGUGGGAGAUGGUGGUGUGAUAAAGGGCUGGGAGGAGAGGACGUUGAAUAUGAGUAAAGCGGUGAGGUAUAACAAGGAUCUCGGUACCUUCACGGUGGAGAAAGCGGGCGUCUACUUCCUGUUUUGCCAGGUGUUGUUCAAUGAGCAGCAGACUCCGUAUGUGAAGCUGGAUGUGGUGACCACUGGUCACAGGCCUCAGAAGCUGCAGUGCAUAGAGGGCUACGCAACGACCCCGUCUGCAGGGCCGCACUCCUUCCACUUCGUGAAGUCCUGCCAGGUGUCCGGCCUUCUGAGACUGGAUAAAGGCACGGAGCUGCAGGCCAUCACAGGCUCAUCCUUCAGACUCCACACUGUAGGCAGUCCCUCCGCCUCACCUCACGUCUUCAGCAUCUUCAAAGUCAACUGAAACCCGUCCGUCGAGUACAACAGAACGUUGCUUUUGUGCGGAUGAGAUUCUUUUUCCCUCCUCCUGUGGUAUAACAGUCAUAAGCAGCCGAGGGCGUCACGUCCCGCUACAGCUGCUUCUCACAGACGUUCAUUUGAAAGACGAGUCUUGACAUUUUGUGGAAGUUGUUGUGGAAAUUUUCUCUGGACGGUGGUGCCGCUUUUGGAACGCAUAACACAGACUUUGGAUUAAAACCAAGACCCAGAGUGGACAUAAAGGCCUCCAUGAAUGUCUGCCAGGAGAACACACGUGAUGGGAGCUGUUCUGAACAUAAAGGGCUUCACCAAAAAAAAAAAGAAAAAGAAAAAAAGAAACACAAGGAUGUUCAUCUUAGCCUUCGUAUCAUGUAACAAAUUGUGCUUACACUGUCUUUAUAAGACUGACAGUAAAGCUGUGCAUGCACCUUUCACUUUUAUAUCACCGGUUGCCUCAAGAAGCUGAGAGCACGUCUGCAAGCGUCAGAUCUCGACACUAUUAAAGCCUACAUUACACAACACAGUGUCUUUGAGUGGGUGUAUGUGAAAUAUAAUGAAUCAAACUGUUCAUGUUUAUACUGAUUUUAUGCCCAUUACAUUUCAAUGUGCUGUUUGAGUGCAAAAACUUCUUUUUCUUUUUUUUUUUUUUUUUAGAUACCUAUUAUUAUAUACGUCACACACAUUUUACUGUGUGCAUUUCAAGUAUGAUGUUGGCAAAGAAAGUGGAACUUCAUAAAAAAGGAUGUGAAUAUGUGCUCUUUUCUACGGUCAAAUCUGAUUGUAUUUUUUUAUACAUUUGUAUACUUGGCUUUACUUUUGAAAAGUAUGUGCGAGUAAUUGGCGUCUAAAGCCCUAAAUAUAGCCUUGUCUUUCUCUUUCUGACUUUAUCUAUUUAAUGUUGCAACCACCACCACCGCUUGCAUGCCCAUGGGAAAAUCAUACCAUUACGUUAUGAUUUUGUCAUAUUAUCUUUGGAAAGCCUGAAUAUAUUCAUGGCUACAAGUGAAAAUUGAUAUUGAACAUUACAGACUUUGUAUUAAAGAAAAAACAAGAGUGUGGGGAUUUUCAUGAUUAAAAUAGCUCUUUAACGUCCAAGUGUCGGGGAAAAAACAGGAGAUUAGUACAUUUACGAAAUCAAUCAAUUGGAUUGUCAUAAAAUUGGGUAUAUUCAUGGUCCAAAUUGCUCAAUACUUUGAUUUAUAAGCAUAUAUUUACAAGACUAAUGACAUAAGUUACAGCUGUAGGGCGCUUUUCCACUAUAGGCUACAGUUCUAGCACAGCUCGGCUGUUUUGCCAUUAGCAAUAGUACCUGGUACUUUUUUUAGUACCUUUAGUAUACUAAAAUGUCACGUCAGCAGACUGAUUGGUCAGAGAGUGUCGAGCACGACGUCUGACACAGGAAUCAAACCAAACAAGUUAAAUUCAGUUAAAAAGACUUAAAAAUCCCAAAAACAUGCGUUAAUCUCCAACAUUUAGCGAGGACAUUUCUAAAGUCUCAAUAUUUAACACAGGAGUCCAUCUAUUUAGCCACAGCCCCAAUAAGAACUGCUUUGCUAGUCACUAGUUUGUGUGUAUUGUGUAUAAAAGGACAUUUUGGGGCUAAUUAGCAAAGAUUCUAAAAAUGCUAACAUGCCAAACAUCACCAUUUUAGCAUUAUAACUAUAGCUAAUGUUAGCAAUUAGCAUCACUGUGACUAAGUGUGUGUACUUGACCAUUCUAGCGAUAAGCGUUGUUUUGUUAUCCAGUGUCACACAGCAAAGAGACAAUUUCAUAAACAUUUAUGCCUUUGUUAUUGGAAAUAUGUAGCAAGUGCUUACAUAAUUCAAAUCUCUGCUGCUAUGUCGCAACGUUAGCUGCACUUCUGGUGCUAAUAGGAAACGUUAGCACGCAUUAAACAUUGUAAACACUGUGACUGACAUCGUGGCAGCAUGCUAACUUAGCACAGCAUUAGCGAAAGCAGCUAGCACGGCUAUUUUGGCCAUAUGGCAACCCACUAAGACAAACUACAUUAGAGCUGAGUUUAACCGUCAUUUUGGUAAGUUUGGCGUAUUGCAACUUCCCUAUAUACGUCAAAAUCUAUUCACGAAAAAGUAAUCAAACAGUGAAUGUAUGCAACAGUCACAAUGUGUUUAAGUGAAUUCAUUAUCUUACUCUCACAUUUUAUUAAUUUAUACUUCAAUUUUCAAAGUUACAUUUGUCCUGUCUUUAUUUUUUCUGUUAAAUUCUGCUUUUGUGAUUUGAUGUUUUGUUCGUGUGAUACAUCAGUGACUGCAUGUUUCUGUUGUCAGUACAGAGUAUGUUGACAGUUCUCUGGGGGGGGAAAAAAGACGGUUUGUGGCAGCCCGGUUUGCGUUGCAGAGUAUGGCAAGACCACCGGGACAAACAACAUUACAGUCGGGUUUGCCACCGCUCUUGCAACAAUCUAUCUGUAUGAUACUCGUUUUAAUUCAAAGUGGCUUUAUUGGCAUGAGAAACACAUUCUGCCAAGGCAGUUGUGCAAAGAGGGCAAAACAAAAACACUAAUGUGGUUUGUCAAAGUGGUGGACCAUACUUAGCUGUCCAGAGAUGACGGUUCAGCGCAAACUGGGCCGAGCCACAAAUUGGAUAGUGACAGGCCCGACUGUGCCUUAACGUCAGAAAUGAAGGGGUUCGUGACAUGACCAAAGCACAACUGUAGGCAGCGAUGGGAAACAGUGUGACACGAAAACCUAAGACUUCAGUCGAAAAUACAUUCAAAUCAAGACCCCGUGUCACAUCGUUUGGUCCACAUUUUGCUCCUUAGUCACAUGAAACAAGACAAAACUGAGCUGUCUGUAUUUUUUAAACCCUGUUUUCUUUCUUAUACUGCUGCUGCUGCUCUUUGUAACAUUUCCUGAGACAAUACAAACAGUGUGUAUUUCUAGAAGUGGGUUUCAGCACUCCUACUCUUGUUUAUAAGUAGUUUUUUGUGGACGGGGCCACAUUGGUUUCUCCUCAGCACUUUACUGCAGAGAACAUAGUCUUUUUUAAUUAGUGCCAACCAGUUGUGUUUUUAAACAGAGUAAAGUGUAGAGACGGAUGGACACACAUCCUGUUUGAUUUCCUCAUCGUUUUCCUCUUCCCUUUUAUGUCUCCCCCCCAAAUCCCCCCCCACCACCACCCCGACGUCCACAUGCACCUCAUAUUUUCCUGUCAGCAGUGAACACGCGCAUGCAUGCAGGCACACACACCCCAGCAGACAUCUAAAUUUUCACUUCCUGAAUCUGAACCUGAACCACAUUGCUCAAAGGCUUGGAGGAAAAACAUGCCUGGUCCCUCCUCCUCCAUCACCCCCACACACUUCCCUGUGCUGAUUCCUUUUUUUUCUUUAAAUGUCAAAGUUUAUUACCACCUCGGAAAAUCUUGUGAAGUCGCGUGAAGAGGUUUUCUGUAAAUGAUGAUGAUGUAUGCCAUGCCUGCUCUGGACAUUUAUUUUUUAUUAUUUCUUUCUCAACUCACUCAUCAUAAAUGUUGAAUAAACCUUUUUGUUGUUUUUGGAAAA